Molecule: messenger RNA, 988 nt
Organism: Rotaria sp. Silwood1
Lineage: Eukaryota; Metazoa; Rotifera; Eurotatoria; Philodinida; Philodinidae
Source: the annotation of a GenBank genome assembly
AUGGGAACGAUUAGUCAUCCAACAACUUAUAAGCAAAAACAUAAUAAAAUUAAUGCAACGAAUACAAAUGAAACUCAUUGUUUUACGAAUGUUAGCGACCAUAUGGAAUGGAAAGAUAGUAUUGAAUAUGGUAAUGUGCAUAAUACUAAAAUGAAAGAAAAGUCAGUAGACGAAAAAAAAAUAUCUCAAAAAUUUACACAAUUAUCUAUCACAACAAAUACUGAACAGCCACUAACAGUUCAAGAUAUUAUAGGUGAAAUCGAUAAAAUCCCAAACUUUUUAUCAAAACGAAGUAAACCUUUCAAAGCUAUCAUCAAUGAAGUUUUAUCAACAACAGCCAUAAUAAGAACAAAUGAAAUGAUAGAGCAAUUACGUCAAAUAGGCAUUUUCACAUAUAAAAAAAUAUUUAUUCGAAUUCAUCAUGGUUUAUGGUUCAGUUAUUUCAAAGCAGGCACGGGUCAAUUGAUUAGUCAAGUGGAAGGACAAUUAGAUUAUUCAACAAAUUUACCCAUAUGGCCAAAAGAAAUCAAUGCAUUAGUACAAAAACCAACACAUAUAAAUAAUAAAAAUGAAAAUGAUUUUUAUAUGAAUUUUAUUAAUGAUCGUUUACGUGUACUUGAUAAUAAAUUAAAAGAAUAUGAAUAUGAAUUAAUUAAGAGAAUCAAUAGUAUUUCUGGCUAUUCAUUACAAGUACAACAUUUAAUUGAAACAUAUGUUGAACAAAACCUAUCUACACUACGUUUGGAAAUAGAACAUAAAAUUCAACUUAUUCAUUAUGAUUAUCAUAUUCAAGCAUUAAAAUUAGAAUAUUAUCGUCAUCAUCCAAAUGAAUAUCAAAAACGAAUAAUGAAACAACUUUGUUGUAGUAAAUAUGAACAAGAACUUACAAAACAAGAAUUCGAUUUACUUCAACAAAAAAUUAAUUAUUAUAAUUCACCGUGUCAAUCAUUUGAAUGUUCAUCUAUAUCACAAUCAGAAUUAAUUGAUU